Messenger RNA from Neodiprion fabricii, 8136 nucleotides. It is a transcript of the gene didum, whose product is annotated as unconventional myosin-Va. The coding region runs from base 231 to 5792 and encodes 1853 amino acids. Gene Ontology annotation, molecular function: actin filament binding; ATP binding; microfilament motor activity. Gene Ontology annotation, biological process: vesicle transport along actin filament; actin filament organization. The record is from RefSeq and is a predicted model, not a curated record. Lineage: Eukaryota; Metazoa; Arthropoda; Insecta; Hymenoptera; Diprionidae. The transcript is spliced from 20 exons. Gene Ontology annotation, cellular component: actin cytoskeleton; vesicle; myosin complex.
ACAAUGCCAACCGAUAGUAAGCCACAAGCCCAGCUGUGAGCCGCAAGCCAUCCGAAGGCUGAUAGUGAGUCGCGAUAGAAUCGGUGUCGAUUUUGUACGUGUUAAAGAACUCGGAACGAAACCUUCGCGCUCCAAAAUGUUGUGACGCUCUUUACGCGCAGGAUACACAAGGGAUUAAUGGAAUUUAGUGAGAAUCAGCAACGGAAAUUGGACUCUUAUCCAUCGCCACCAUGACGACAAGGGAAUUAUACGUUAAGAAUAGUAAAGUAUGGGUUCCACAUCCGGACAAGGUUUGGGAAACGGCAGUGCUUUUGGAGGAUUACAAAGCGGGUAGCUCGAGGCUGCAAGUGAGAACCGAGGAGUCAAACCAGACGAAGCUGGUAGAAAUUAAGUCGGAUGCUGAUUUACCACCCUUGAGAAACCCGGAUAUUCUUAUUGGGGAGAAGAAUUUAACUUCUCUAUCAUUUCUUCACGAGCCAGCCGUUCUGUACAACCUCCAAAUCCGAUUUCAAAGGCACUCUAUAUACACUUACUGCGGAAUUGUCCUCGUCGCUUUCAACCCCUACAAUGAGUUGCCCAUUUAUGGAAAUGACACAAUAUGGACCUACCGCGGUCAAGCCAUGGGUGACCUCGAACCGCACAUUUUCGCUGUUGCUGAAGAGGCUUACACUAAAUUGGAACGGGAAAAUCAUGACCAGUCGAUUAUUGUUUCCGGAGAAUCUGGAGCAGGUAAAACCGUAUCUGCGAAGUACGCGAUGCGGUAUUUCGCGACGGUGGGCGGCUCGUCGACGGAAACUCAGGUAGAAAAAAAAGUUCUAGCUUCGUCGCCGAUAAUGGAGGCGAUCGGUAACGCGAAGACUACACGCAAUGACAACUCGUCGAGGUUUGGUAAAUUCAUUGAAAUCCAGUUCAAUAAACAUUAUCACAUCACCGGAGCGAGCAUGAGAACUUAUUUACUGGAGAAAUCCCGAGUCGUUUUCCAAGCGAAUGAGGAAAGAAAUUAUCACAUAUUCUACCAAAUGUGCGGAGCUUCGAACCAGCUGCCGCAUUUGCAUCUGGACUUUCAACACAAGUUCCAUUACCUAAAUCAAGGAAACAAUCCCCGAAUAGAAGGAGUUGACGAUGGCAAGUCCUUUGACGAAACAAUCACUGCUCUGACGAUGCUGGGCUUUUCAUCCAGACAACAAGACGAUAUGCUCCGCAUUCUAGCUGCCAUAUUGCAUUUAGGAAAUUUAAAUAUCGUUGACUGCGAAGCAGACGAUAGCACCGAUAAUGAUACUGAAGGAAGCACAAUUUCCCCAUCAGACAGACAUCUCCUCAUAAUCUCGGAACUAUUAGGCAUCGACGUGAACUCGAUGCGAAAGUGGUUGUGCCAUAGGAAAAUCGUAUCAAUGCGAGAAGUCUUUCUGAAGCCUAUGAACGUCGAGCAAGCGAUCGGGGCUCGCGACGCCUUGGCGAAGCACAUCUAUGCCGAGCUGUUCAACUGGAUUGUGGCCGGCAUAAACGAGUCGCUACAAACUCAGAGCAAAUCCCAAAGCUUCAUAGGCGUCCUAGAUAUUUAUGGUUUCGAAACAUUCGAGAUUAACUCCUUUGAACAAUUCUGCAUCAACUAUGCGAACGAAAAACUGCAGCAACAGUUCAAUCAACACGUAUUCAAACUCGAACAGGAGGAGUACCUGAGAGAGGAAAUCGAGUGGACCUUUAUCGACUUUUACGACAAUCAACCUUGCAUUGACCUUAUUGAAACCAAACUCGGAAUUCUAGAUCUGCUCGAUGAGGAAUGCAGAAUGCCGAAGGGUUCGGACGGUUCGUGGGCGGAGAAGCUUUACUCAAAAUGCGGCAAGUCGAAACAUUUUGAUAAACCGAGAUUCGGUACGACUGCCUUUCUUAUCCACCAUUUUGCCGAUCGAGUUCAGUACGAAACUACUGGAUUUUUAGAAAAGAACCGAGACACGGUGAUCGAAGAACAAAUCGACGUGCUGAAAGAUGGGAGCAAUAAAUUGUUGAAGAAGCUCUUCAGCGGUGCCGAUGAUCAGAAACUUGGAGUACCUAAUGUAAGAGUGAAAAUAUCUGCUCAGAAACCAAAUAUCAACACACCAAAACAGAACAAAAAAACGGUUGGCUCCCAGUUCCGGGAUUCGUUGAACAUGCUAAUGUCGACGUUAAAUGCAACAACGCCGCACUACGUAAGGUGUAUAAAGCCAAACGACACGAAAGAGGCCUUCGAGUACAACCCGGUAAGAGCAGUGCAGCAGCUCCGAGCAUGUGGAGUGUUGGAAACAAUAAGAAUAUCAGCAGCAGGUUACCCGAGUCAAAGAACGUACGGAGAGUUCUUCCAGCGGUACAGAGGGCUGUGCAAAUUCUCCGAAAUCGACAGAGACGAUUUGAGAGAAACCUGCCGCCGAAUACUCUUUAGGUACAUAAAAGACGAAGACAAGUUUAAGUUCGGGAAGACGAAGGUCCUCUUUAGAGCCGGUCAGGUCGCCUACCUCGAGAAGUUGCGUGGUGAUAAGCAGCGCGACGCCUGCGUCACGAUUCAGAAAGCAGUGCGUGGAUUCUUAUGCCGUAACAGGUACGGCAGGAUGCGAAGGGCUAUUCUGGGUUUGCAGCGCUGCGCCAGAGGUUGGCUAGCGCGCCAGAGGGCACAGAAAAUACGGGAAUACAGAGCGGCCGUUAAACUGCAAGCGCGAAUUCGUGGCUGGGUGAAGCGUUCGCAAUUUUUGCGCGUCAAGCACGCGGUUCUCGGUCUCCAGGCGCACGGUAGAGGCUUUUUGGCCCGCAAGAAGUACCAGUUGAUGCGAGAUAACGCCGCCGCCAUUUUGGUACAGAGGCUCGCCAGGGGCUACUUGGCCAGAAAAGCUUACAAAAAGAAGUUGCAAGAUAUUGUCAUCGUUCAGUCUUGCGUCAGGCGGUAUUUGGCCCGGAAAGAACUCAAGCGGCUCAAGACUGAAGCCCGUAGCGUCGAACACGUAAAAUCUCUCAACAAGGGCCUCGAGAAUAAGAUCAUCUCCAUGCAGCACAAGAUCAAUGAGCUUACGAAGGAAAACCACCAGCUCAAAACGGCGCAGCAGGAAGUGGUGGAGCUGAAAUCCAAGCUCGAAGGUCUGAAGGCCAUAGAAAUAGAAAACAAAAAACUGACCACUCUGUCUGUCGAGAAGGAUAAGGAAAUAGAAAAGUUACAAAAUACUCUGAAACUGGAGAGAGAUGAGAGGAUGGAUCUAUUGCAGGACAAGGAAAGAGACACGAAGCAAAGCGACCAAGAAAACGAAAGCCUGCGGGCUGAGAACGAACGACUACGGCUUGAGCUGUCGGCGGCAAACGAGAAGCUGAAAACAAACCAACAUGUCGCGGAAGAGACACUGAAACAUCGGUUCGAACAGGAGAAGGAUCUACUACUGCUCGAUCAAGAUCAAGACCGCGGCGCAUACCAAAGACUGCUCAAGGAGUUCCACGAAUUGGAACAGCAUGCCGAAAUGUUGGAGCAACAACUAGCCAGACAUGUUCCCGCGCAUUCUAGAUCCCUUAGCGACGCCUCGAGCUCGAGCGGUCAUAUUGCCGCCACGGAUCUACCGCAGGACGAUCAAAAUACCGACUUUGGGUAUGGAUCUGUGCGCUCGACGGCCUCAUCUGUGCAGACUCAUUCUCGAGUAGAAACGAUCGACUGGAAUCAACGUCGGUCGGACAGUCCGCCAGACGGUGAAGUAAACCCUCUUAAGACCUCCAAAUCGCCAGACGCGACACAACCUUCGGUAGAUGUCGGUCUUGUGUUGAAGCUUCAACAAAAGUUGAAGGAUGUCGAAAAGGAAAAUCGGAGACUUAUCAGGAUGCUGGAGGACUCCGAGGGAGACACUAGCGAAGAGGUCUCAAGGACGGAGGACAGCUUCAGGCUCCAAGAACUCGAAAUGGAAAACGACAAGCUCAAAACGGACCUUGGCUCACUUCGGAAAACCGUUUCCGAUUCGAACGCUACAACUGCUCAAAGCACUCUACUAGAUCAAUUUGACGUUCUUCAAGAAGAACUGAAGCGUCGACGUGAUGAAUGCAUCCAACUGCGCAGCGUGUUGGCCGAUCAGACCCGGAAGAUGAAAAGUCUCGGAUCUAAUUACGGACGCGAUGUCGACAUUAUCAACGAGGAUGGCGAGCUGGUAUUGGCCUUUGAGGCCCAGAAAAAGAUAAACAGACAAUUGGAAGAUGAGCUCCAAGCGAAGGAAAAGGGCUGGAGGUCUCAACGGGAUGAAUGGCGCGCGGAAAUCGAUAGGCUGCAGGAAGAAAUUCAGCGUCAGCAAAAACUCCUUUCCGUAAACUUGAGCAAAACGCCUCAAACGCAAACCGAAGCAUACAUGCAACAUGAAAUAACGAGGUUGACAUCAGAAAAUUUGGAUCUGCAAGAAAAGUAUGACCAAAUAUCAGAAGAAUGUAGAAAGAUUAAGAAGCAAUGCAAAAUACUUGCAAAACGUCUUAAGGAUGCCGGAUACGACGGUGAUGAUUUAAGGGAUACAAAGGACAGUAACGAUCGAUUUUACGAUUCUAAAGAUAUUGUACCAGAUAGCGUGGAAUCCACGAACGACUCGUCAGCAGUUUUGGCAACGAAUCAUCUAUCGACCGAAGCUGGACGCAAUAUGCCUGUCAUUAGAAAGAAGGAAAGAGAUUACGAAGGAUUGUUCGAAUUCAGAAAAGAAGACAUUGGAGUUAUAAUCCGACACCUUGUCAUAGAGUUGAAGCCACGCGUAGCUGUGACGCUGCUUCCUGGGCUGCCGGCUUACAUACUGUUCAUGUGCAUAAGACACACGGACUUUGUGAACGACGAUGAUAAAGUAAAAUCUUUGCUGACGGCUUACCUGAACGGGGUGAAGCGAGUCAUAAAGAAGCGGGAAGACUUCGAGUACAGCGUGUUGUGGCUUAGCAACACGCUGCGGCUGCUCCACAACAUGAAACAAUAUUCCGGCGAGAAGCCGUUUCAGAUUGAAAACACGCCGAGACAGAACGACCAAUGUCUAAGGAACUUCGACCUCGCCGAGUACCGCGUCAUUCUGGGGAACGUAACAGUGUGGAUCUUCAACAAGAUCGUCACGUAUCUGAAGGAACGGAUCCAAGCGCUAACAGUUCCUGCGCUCCUCGAACACGAGGCAAUUUCUGGUCUGAGCUCCAACAACGCCGGCAGAGCUCGGUCGUCCAGUGUCGGUGAACAGCCAGAAUCGACACAGCAAAAGUUGGACAAGCUUUUGGCCGAGUUGAGCUCCGUCAACAAGGCUCUUCAGUACCAUGGCGUCGAUCCCGAAAUCGUCGUUCAGUUAUUCAAGCAGUUAUUUUACUUCAUGUGCGCGAGCGCACUCAACAAUCUUCUCCUUAGGAACGAACUCUGCCAAUGGACAAAGGGCAUGCAAAUAAGAUAUAACUUAAGCCACCUUGAGCAAUGGGCCAGAGAUCAGCGGCUAUCACCAGCUGCUGAAGCACUCCAACCAAUAAUUCAAGCUGCGCAACUUCUGCAGGCCCGAAAAACUGAUGAGGAUGUUAACUCGAUCUGUGAAAUGUGUAACAAACUGACGGCCAAUCAAGUGGUCAAGAUUUUGAAUCAAUACACGCCAGCCGACGAUUUCGAAACCAGAGUUCCGGUUUCGUUCAUAAGAAAGGUGCAAAUCAAACUUGAAGAACGCGGGGAAAAGAACGAACAGCUUUUAAAGGAUCUGAAUUUCACGUAUGCUGUGACCUUCCCGUUCAAUCCAUCGAACAUCCGCCUCGAAGACAUCGAGGUUCCGGAAGUAUUGCAUUUACCAAUGCUCAAGAAGAUCUAAGCCACGUAAAAAAAUCAGCUACACUUAUAAUUAUGUAAUUAAAUGUAUAAUAAGGAAUUUAGUUUUAAAUAGAUUAAUUUAUUUAUGGAGAAAAUCAGCGUACUAAUGGCCUAAAAAAUUAAUCAUUUUAAUAAUUGAUAAUAUUACGCGUACCUCCUAUUAUUUCGUACUUAUUAAAGUAGCUUCAAAUUCUUGCAAAAAAAUCCAAGCAAGGCAAAAAUUACUCCGAGGCCAUGAUAAUGUAUAUCAUUUUACGCAAAAUUAACCUCUUCUCGGCCAUCGUUACAUAUUUGGAACGGACACGUGAAAAAUUCGGCCGGGAAGAGGUUAAUAUAAUUCGUACUAUACAUUUAAGUAGCAUAUCUUUAUGACAGAAAAAAAAUUUGUCAGUUAAAAGCUUGUUGUCAAGUAUUUUGAGCUUCGAUAUAGUGGUUGAUUAAACUUAUAUAUCAAAUUUCAUGCAUUUUGACUUAGCGUGGGACGGUCACCAUUUCCAAUUAUAUUUCAACUUUAGUAUAUGCGUAGUACUCUCGAAUGCGGAUUACAUUCCAAACAUGGAAUCCAUUGAAUUUCGAGCUUUUAGGCCACUUUUCAAAAUCUGAAAAAAGUUACAGAAAAUUUUCCGCAACAUCACAAAAAUUGUGAGACCUUGCAGAAACUCGCACUUUUCAUCGGCUUGGAAAUUGUGAAAAUUCUGAAGAAAAAUUUUCUAAGAUUCUAGAGAAAAUUGGUAAGAUUUUAGAACUCUACCAAAGUGGUUUUUCCAUUUCUUCAAAUCUUUGUAGUUUCAUAGAGCCUUCUCUAAAAUCUACAACAAUAAAGUGACUCACAACUAUAGCAAAUAAUUCGGAACUUCCAAGCUAAUCAAGAUACAACUUUCUUCAAGGUCUUGAAAUUAAUGUAAUUUUGGGUACGAUUUUUGGUAGUUUUUCAAAUUUUUAAAUGUGACCCAAAAAUUUGAAAUUACGUUUUCUAACUUCGGGACGGCAAGUGACCUCGAGAAACAAAAAAAUACGGGUGAUUGUAUUCGAGAUUACUACGAUAUAUUGAAGUUACAACAAAAUUGAAAGCAGUGACUGUUCGACGCCAGGUGAAAUUGCAUAGAAUUCUCCAUUUAUUCUGGUUCUGUAAAAAGAUAUAAAAUUUAAGAGUAUAUUAAAAAUCGUUGAUGACAUUAGAUUUGAGAACAGAGUCUAUUAUGCAGUGUAUUCAAAUUACUUUAUAGUCUUACUGGUUUCCUUAGUUUUUUAAGAAUUAGAAAUGUGUUUAGUAAUUGAAAGGAAAGAAACAAGUAAGCAAAAAAUGGAAGAGAAAACUAAAACAAUAAUUACAUAUAUUACGUACAAACAAAUAGAUUAUUUAUUAUGAAAAAAUUGCCAUUGUGUAUGAUCAUGAUGAUGUUGAUGAUGAUGUAAAAAGGAAUCAGAGUAUGUUGGUCGAGUCUAGAUAUCCGUGUUUUUAGCAUUGAAGCUGGCGUAAACUGUAUAUUUUGUGAUACGAGGAUGAUUUUUGUGGACUGAGGCCGCGAUUAGGCCGAUGAAAAUGGUAAAUAAUUGAAGAGACGAAUUACAAAAGGUUGUAAGUGCCUGCAACCAGAAAUUAAACAAGUACGAAGAAAAACACCUUGCUCCGCUGCACAGUUAUUUAUUAGUUGAUUAUUUGGUUAUUUUUUUAUUUUUUAUUUUUAAAUGGCACUGACAGCCUUUUCUAAUUCUCUUCUUCAAUUACUAUACACUACUUGAAUAGAAUAAUUUAAUUCAACUUAAUUCAAUCACAGUACGCGCGGCUUAUACCACACUCCUCAACUCUCCUCUCGCGAUUCCUUGCCCCACUACCUGCCAACUAAUGUUUCCCUCUCUUUCUCGUGCGCGCUGUGUCCGUGGCUGUGUCCUUCUCUAUCUCCACUAUCAAAAUAGCUACACGGGGCUUCGGUGAAUGCCUACCGCAGAAUGGAGGACUCGCUGUAUAUCACAAUCAAUACCCUUACACCCCUGAGUAGUGUAAUAUAACCCGCGUGUACUGUAUACGUAUGUACUAUAAUUUAGUGCCAUUUUAUAUAUUAUUAAUAUUACUUUUAUUAAUAUUACUAUUGCAAUAAGAGAAAAGAUGGAAUUACGUUUGUACGUCUACGACUUAAUUUUUCGAUUAUUGUGUACGUAAAUUAUUAACUUGUGUUUGUUGAUGAUGAUAUGGAUCAUGAUCAUGAUGAUAUCAGGCAUUCCAUUGUUCGCGGAGGGUUUGAUACAAUCCCUUGAAGUUAUUAAUUCCAUAGUAUAAUUGAAUGAUUAUUUAUUUCUUUGUAAAUUGAAUAAACAGUGCACUGUUUCAACCAGACGAAAAUGUA